Molecule: messenger RNA, 1419 nt
Organism: Mercurialis annua (annual mercury)
Lineage: Eukaryota; Viridiplantae; Streptophyta; Magnoliopsida; Malpighiales; Euphorbiaceae
Exons: 1
Coding region: 93-1199 (368 amino acids)
Source: RefSeq, a predicted model, not a curated record
GCCAAUAAGCAUCCAUAAAGCCAUACCCAUAGUUUUUCGUUUUACCUUCCUUCCUUUUUCCAUUUCUCAAAACCAAAACCCAAAACCAAAGAAUGACCGAAAAUAAUCCCAACAGAGCAGAAGCAGAACGCCUACUGGGAAUCGCCGAGAAACUUCUCCAGUCUCGAGAUUUUAACGGCACAAGGGACUUCGCAGUUCUAGCCCAAGAAACCGAACCAUUACUCGACGGUUCAGAUCAGAUCUUAGCAGUAGCAGAUGUGCUAUUAACAUCCGAUAAACGCAUCAACAAUCACCACGAUUGGUACUCCAUCUUGCAAAUUGAUCGCCGUUCCGACGAUCCAGAUCUCAUCAAGAAACAAUACCGCCGUCUCGCGUUACUUUUACACCCAGAUAAGAACAAAUACCCUUUUUCAGAUCAAGCUUUUAAGCUCGUAGCCGAUGCAUGGGCUGUUUUAUCAGAUUCCUCUAAGAAAUCCCUAUACGACAACGAAUUGGGUCUGUUUUCGAGGGUAGACUUGUCCAAUUCGGCCAAAUUACCCGUCCGCCGAAGCCAGCGUCCGCCGGCGUCGGCUGUGAAGAAUCACGCGGAGGAACGUGUUAACCCUAUUAGUUCUAGUGUACCGCAAGAUCGUAGCCAGACGAUGAAAUUAUCUUCGUUUUGGACUGCUUGUCCUUACUGUUUUAUAUUGUAUGAGUAUCCUCGUGUUUAUCAGGAUUGUUGUUUGAGAUGUCAAAAUUGUGAGAGAGCGUUUCACGCUGCUCUGAUACCGUCUCUGCCGCCGUUGGUACAGGGUAAAGACGCGUAUUAUUGCUGUUGGGGUUUUUUUCCUUUAGGGUUUACUUUCGACGGAGAGAAAAACACUGCUCGCUCAGGGUCGGGUCAGGUUGGCGGGUUUCCUAAUUGGAUGCCACCAAUAUUCGGCCCGGGACAGGAAAUGGGCGGAAAAAACAAUGCUCCUACUCCUACUCCUCCGCCAGCUCCGCUGUUUGCUUCUCCAAUGCAGGGAGCUGGCGAUCAAAGAAAUGGCAAUGUGAAUACCAGUUUCUCUGCUCCGGCUGCAGCAGUAGCAUUACCGGCUAGGCCGGCGGUUGGGCGAGGCGGGGGAGUGGUUGGUAGUGCAGGUGGGAGUGGAACUGGGUUUGCUCCAAAGAAAAGAGGAAGGCCUAGAAAAUAUCCAUUACCAGGUCAAGGUGUUUGAUAAAAAGUGUAAGUACUACACUUUGGAAAGUUGAUAGGUAAUGUUGUUGUUAACUACUUGUAGUUGUUUUUCUUUAUUUAUUGCUGUUGUUUGUAGAGUUUUUUUUUUAUUAGAUUUCUUGAUUUGCUUUGUAACUGACUUGUUAAUUAAGGUUAUGGAAAUGUAGCAAUGUCAUUUUAGCAAAUUUUCAGUAUCAAUUGAAGCAUUGUGUUUUGUAGAA